AUGGCGACCGAUUUCAACGGGCCUAAGCUGGCUCUUCACCUACGACCCUGGCAGCUUCCACACCGCGCAGAUUUUGGUCUGCGUGGGACGUCGGAAUUUGAAGUGCAGCAUCAGCUGAUGCAGCUGAUAUGCCUAAAUGGCCUGCAAACCAACCCAGAUUGUCCUGGAUGUGAACGCGUUGUAGGCACAUGGCUUCAAAAGGAAUGGCUACAGCUUCCUCGUGAGGAGAUUGAGGCCUCUGACUUCAACGCACCACCCGAGCCUUUGGGACCAGAGAAGAUCUUCAUGGUCAAGGGCUGGAAUCGCUCAGUCUGCGGAUUGGGUGUGUUAUACGCAGCUUUCAAGAAUAAGGAGCUGUUGAAGGAAUCCGCUGCCACCUUCGCAACCGCAUAUGCACUUGGAAAGCAUGAAGCAGCCGCCACCAUGAACCUCAUGCGGCGCAUACCGAGCGACAUCAAGGAAGGAUUGACCUCCUUGGUACCACUCCAGAAGAUUAGUUGCCUCUUUGUGGCUUGCGUCGAUCAGUUCAAAUCCAUGGUUCCGACAGCUUUCAGUGAUGCUGCCCUCAUCGAGGUGGAGAAGCGGAACCUCGAAAAGGGAUCAAUGGAUGUGAAGUACUUCUCAGACCACUACGACAAAGGCAAGGCUGCAGUGGACAAGUUGACCGUCUUGAUUGCAGAUGCAACCUUGUGGCCAACGCGUGCGUUGUCAAUCGACGAAGCGGUCCAAGUGGCGCAGGGCGUGACCUCUGGGAACCCUAAAUCAGGUUCCUUUUGGUUCCUGCCACAAUGGCACAGCAGCGCGGUCAAGGUUGCAGUGCUGAAGAAUCGACGACUGCUAGAAGAUGAAGUGGUAGGGAAUCUUGGGUGUCUUUUAUGUCUUUCAUGUCUUUUAUAUCAAAUGAGGCUUGGCAGGGGUGGCUCCUGGCAUGACGGAAGUUCCAUGCCAUGGGCUCGCAGCAAGGCCUUGGCGGGAGCCAUCGACGAUGUGGAUCGGGCGAGGGUGAACGAGCUGAGCAACCCGGAGCCCGACAAGCCACUAGCGCCCCACUGGCGAGUGCAGCAGAGGGGUGCGCAAGCCUGCGUGGACAUCAUCAAGCAAGUGCUGACUGGAAUGCACACCCGCGAAGCCCUUCCCUUGCUGAUUGUCGACCUGCUGCCAUCAAGGUUUUCCGAAUGGUCCCAAGCAGCUUGGCAACUCCAGCGCGACUUCUUGAUCGCCACAUCCCCAGAGGACCGGGCCUGGGAUGUUCGCUUUCUGAGCAUCUUCCAUGAUGAUGACGCUAAAUAUGCGGAGUCCUGCCAGCAGCUCGUCUGUGGUCGGGCGAUGCAGCAGUGGUGGGACAUCUCAGAGGCUGCUGGACCGAAGGCUCGUGCUUCAGAGCCCUUCUCAGAGGGGAUCCCUGAACUGGAGUGCUUGACUGUGGUGGACAACGAGCUGAAGUUGGAAGCUUUUGCGCCGCUCGCCCGAGAACCCUCCGUUGAAGUCGCCUUCACCAAGUCGGGCAAUUUGUGGCUUGUGAACCGUGGGGUGGCAGCUGUCAACCUCACCCGUGGCGCAGAUGUGGAA
Molecule: messenger RNA, 1569 nt
Organism: Durusdinium trenchii
Lineage: Eukaryota; Dinophyceae; Suessiales; Symbiodiniaceae
Source: the annotation of a GenBank genome assembly